CCGUAAGCUCCCAUCCUUCAUCAAAGUCCUAUGUCCGCUCUCUAACACAACCCCUAGUUCAAGGCGCAAGCUCGACGACGAAGAGCUCGACUCCGGCGACGACGAAGGCCGCACCGAUCGCGUCCCGGAAGAACCCGCCGAAGAAGCCGUCGAACAGACCCUCAGCUUCAUGGACGCCGACAUCGCCAGGCAUGCCAUCCCCGAGCCCAGCGACGGCGAGCUCUACCAACUCCGAGUCCCGCGCUUCCUCUCCUUCGAACCCACAGCCUGGAACCACAAAACCUUCCAACCCCCAACCACAGACCACCACUCCAAGACCGCCCCAACGGAACACUUCUCCGCCUACGACACGGCCCUCACAACCAUCCGUUGGCGCCGCUCCCCCUCGGACCCUUCCAAACUCCAAUCCAACGCCCGCAUCCUCCGCUGGAGUGAUGGCUCCCUAACUCUCCAACUCGCCUCCCUCCCCACGGAACAAUACGAAAUCACCGCCGCGACGCUGGCACCCCCGCAGACGCACCCCAAGAAGCCCACGCCCACCUCGACCCUGUCCAAGCACGCCCCAGGCAAGGAAAGCUACACGUACCUCGUCGCGCCCUACGAGGAAGCCCAAAUCACGCGCGUCACCAACAAACUCACCGCCGCGCUCUCCGUCGUGCCCAACCUCAAAUCAAACGACGGCGCCAUCGAGAAGCUGCAGGCCGACCUGGCCAAGGCGGCGAGCCGCACCCUGGAUAGCAAGGAGCAGGCCAUUUCCAUCAUCCAGGUCGACGAGGACCCGGAGUUGGCGCGCGCGAGGAAGGAGGCCGAGUUCAAGCAGAAGCAGAAGAUGCUAAGGGCGCGGGAGAAGAAUGAGCAGCGGGAGAGGGAGAAGGCGACGCGCAGGAUGGGCGGGCACAGGGCUGCGGGUUACGGCCUCAGUAUCGGCGGGUUGGAGGACGAGGAAGGGGGUCGUGGGCGUGGUGGAGGUGCCGGGCAACGGAAACCGCGGGCCAAGGUUGGGUCGAGGAGGGAUUGGAGCGAUGAGGAUGAGUAUGCUGGUCGUGGGGGAAGGACGAGGGAGGAUGAGUACGAUGAGGAGGAUGAUUUUAUCGCGGCGAGCGAUGAGGAACCCGAGAUUGUCGAGGAUGAUGAGGAUGAGGAUGAUGGCAUUGUCGAGAGUCCGCCGGCGAGGCGGAGACAGGCGACUGCGAGUCCGAAGCGCGGGAGGGGUGGCGACGAGGAGGAGGAGGAGGAGGUUGUGGUUAGUAGGACGAAGAGGAGGAGAGUGGUGGAGGAUGAUGAUGAUGAGGAUGAGUAGGCCGGAUAUGGGAAGAUGAUUAGGUAUGUGGUUGGCAGGCAACACCUCAAAGGUCUCUUUCCAAUAACCUGUGGAGUCUAAAGUAUUCCUUUCCGCGUCG
This is a messenger RNA of Westerdykella ornata, 1400 nucleotides long. RefSeq lists its product as uncharacterized. Gene Ontology annotation, cellular component: nucleus; Cdc73/Paf1 complex. The transcript has a single exon. Bases 170 to 1300 code for a protein of 376 amino acids. Gene Ontology annotation, molecular function: RNA polymerase II C-terminal domain phosphoserine binding. NCBI's taxonomy places the organism in Eukaryota, Fungi, Ascomycota, Dothideomycetes, Pleosporales, Sporormiaceae. The record is from RefSeq and is a predicted model, not a curated record. Gene Ontology annotation, biological process: transcription elongation by RNA polymerase II; positive regulation of transcription elongation by RNA polymerase II.